GUUCAUUAGGCUCCAGACCAUGGCCUCGCACAGGCCACUUCUGUAACCAAUGCAGCUCGCGUGCACGAGCAGUGCUGGUUGAUCGUGAGCGCGCAUGGAGGCGGUCCGGGGCUGCCUCAGUUUUCUGUAAUCGCUUUUCUGCUGCUGCUACCUCCAGUUAAAUAGCUAGGACACGGGAGCGAGCAGACGGCCGUGUGAGGAUAUACUUUUUUCGGUACCUUGGGAUUACGACGCGGAAUUGCAGCAUCGACGGCCAGCCGCCAGGUAAUAUCGACACACGCAUUCAGCCGCGCCUCUUAGAUUCGCGAAAAGUAAGUAAAUGUCCCGUGAAAAGUGUCGUUUUCCAGUGAAGAAGAAGAAGGAGGUGGAGGAGGAGGAAAAUAAGGGGGGAGGUGGAUGUGUGGGACGAGCCUCCCUUUGUGCCGAGGCAGGGUCACUGCUCUUCAAACGUACAAUGUGGACACUCCAGAAACGGCGAGGAUCCGCGCAUUCUCCCCCCCGGCGGUUCACCGUCCUCCAUCAGCCCCGCCGCCUGCGUCUCUGUAGGACGAGUCCGGGCAGAAACGCCUUCUUCGAUGCGUAUUUUCAUUGAGUUUAAAACACGGAGGCCUGCUUUUCUCUUCGUUUUUCCUUUUUAAAAAAUACCAUUAAGCGGUAAUGUAACGCACCCUACUUUCCGCUUCCUCCCCCGGCGUUGUAAUAACGUCAGCCCGCUCUUGAUUCUGUUUAUGGACGCUCUCGUAGGACAACUCGGUGUCAGCCCCCAAUUCGACCCCUAUUGUGCUUUCAACCCCUGAAACGUUGACCCUCACGGUUUGACCAGUCAAUUAAGUCGUGUUUAAUUACACGUAGACGUCUAAACUUGCCUUUGCUGUUAUUUUUGGGGAGUGUAACGUCUCCGCAUUGACCCCGGUAUCCCCAACGGUUAUUGAACCGGUUACAUUACAGCCGUUGAUGUCCCUAUCAUCACCGUGAAACGCCCCCCGGGAAAGGCGAGCUGUCCGCCGCUUUACUUCAUCGUUUUGACUUGAGUUUCCCAACAUAUUAGCUACCUUUUAUUCGUCUAAUUUCAUUAUGUUAAAGUCGAAGUUGAACAUAAUCUAUUUAGUCGAGUCUUUGUCGUGUGUUUGGGUGAAUUGAUGUGGAUAGUGCUCGUUUUCUCGGAUGGUCUCAUCGUUUUCAAGCGUCGUUUCUUAUCUGUCACUGAGGAUCUGUAUUACUCUUCAACUAAAUUCAGCCAAGUGUUUAUUAUUAUUGCCUUUAAUAGCCUCGUUUAAUGACUCAUAAUCACAAUGGUCAAUAAGUAGUUAGACUGGAAGGCAUGUGGUUGCAAAGCAGAGUAGAUUCUUGAUAGCCUUUCUUACAAGGAUGGUUAUAAGGUCAGUAAUCUGUUUUCUAGAUCUAGGCCAGCACUGCUAAGUCUUUCCAUUAGCCUGUCACAUUCAUUGACCAGCCAUAAAAUUAUGAACACAUGGGCAAUCUAAUGCAAUCCAACAGCUCCAGCAUAAAACCUCCUUUCAUGAAGCCUCUAUGCUUUUGGUUUCGUUGACAUGACCAGACAGGUGAUAACCGUACUUCAUAUUUUUUCAUCGAUUACAAAGUAGGUGGUGUCGACUGGAGUGAUUGGGAAUGCUUUCAAUAUAAUGCUGUUAAAACAGGAUGAUUACCUCUCUGGCCAUGUCAACUACAACAGUAGAAUUUGUGGUUGGGUCGCAUUAGACUGUCCAAGUGUUCCUAAUGUUAUGGCUAGUCAAUGUGUAAACCCUGUAGUAGAUCAUUAGGUGAAUGGCUCAUUAUAUUCCUUUUAACAAGGGUUCUACACAUAUAUAAUCCACAUCACAGCAGGCUUUGACUAAUGUCUUUUCAUCAGCUCCCACUGCACACAUCAGCUCUGUUUUAACUCUCAUGUACGUCCAGCUGUACAUUGAUUCAAUUGAACCCAUCGUACUGUGGCUUCACUCAAAUCACCAUGUGCCGAACUAAUUUGACAGUAUGACGUCUUUGUAUUUUCCCAGAGUGGCGACUCGCUCAUAUUGCUCAAUGUCUUUUUAUUUUUCCCUACAGGGCCCACGAUGUCCAGCGAAGUGCAGAGACCGGACGACAGCCCCAGCACCAGCGGGGGAAGCUCGGAUAUUGAACAAAGGGAAACGGUACCACCUGAACAGGAGCGGGAGCAAGCACAGCCCAAAAAGAAGGAGACCAAGAUCUCGAGUAAAACUGCUGCUAAACUUUCAACUAGUGCCAAGAGGUAAGAGGAGAAAAAACACAGCAGCAUUUACACAGGGGUUUGUUUGUUACACCAAAGGCCUCUCCUCCCCUGUGUGCCCCCGGGGUGUGAAGUUAUAUAAAAAGAACCACAGUCCCACCGGCAUUGUCAUUUCAAACAUCCAUGCUAUUCAGUGUGACACAAAACCCACAGAAAGGAGGUAACUCACACAGCUCGUCGCUCGUGUGUUGAUGCUGUCGUCUGAAAGAGAUAUCCCCGUUACAGCCGGUUUGUUUGAAUAGAUUUUCCUCAUGCUCUGCAGCCCUCUUGUCUCCUUUACACCACCAACACUUCCCUCCACCAGUCUUAGCACUUACUUCCAAAAAAAAAAAGAGAGAGGGGCGCUGACAGAAUUAUGCAACAGCAUGAGCAAAGGGUUGGCUCAGGCCGCUGAGUCUUUUUAUAACAGCGACUGAUGUUGUGAUCAUCUCCCUUUGUGUGUCUAUCCUCCAUUUAAACUACGAGGGCCUUCAGAGCAGCACAGAGAGGACUCAUCCACUGUUGUCGAAGGUGGUGUGUUUAUAUUAACGGGAGUUUAGCAGCAGAGUUUGCACUCAGUUGCCCUUCACAGCCUGAGUCAUGGUUUCACACAGUUAUCUGAGAAAUUCUCGUAGCAGGCAUGUUUAUUCUCACGCUUGAAGUUGCUUUUUAAUUUCCUUUGUGUAACUGAGGCAAAUGAAUUUAAUGAGAACGAUAACGAAUUAAAAAAAACCCAUUUAGUUUUAAAUAGAGUUGUAAUGGCUUUAUUUGAUUCUUUUCUUUUGGCAAAUUGUCCGUACAGUGAUAUCUCAGUAGCGCGGUUGUCAUGGUUUAUUCAUUCACUUCUUUUUACAGAUUACAUUUCUAAAAUGUGCAAAUUGGCCAACAUCAAACAACAACCUGAUGUCAGAGCAGUCAUUCGAGCCUUACUGAAUUCUCUCCUCUUAAAUCAAACAUGAUAUCAUUGUUUUGUUUUACCUGUCUCUUGUAACACUUCUGCUAGAAUACACUCAAGUGCAUACAGAGGACAAAUGCCACAAAAUGAUCCUUUUUAUGGACAAGAUUUAUGUCAUAAAAUCUUCUUGAGUCAUCCCAAGAAUGUAUCUGAAACACCAGCUUUGAUAUGAAAGUGCUUUAGGGCCUGUGUCCACUGACAGCAUUUUUUUCUUGCAGACAGCACCCACAACCUUUCAGGACACUUCACAGCAACGCUUACUGAUGCAGAGUUGCAAAAGUCGUCCUGCAGCACUUUUGUUUCCUUAAUUGUAACUUUAAUCUGUUUUAAAAUGCUCCGUAUGCUUCAUUUCUGCUUUUAUUCAAGAAAUUUUACCAAGAAAACUUAACGGAUAAAAGUUGUGUUGCAGAAUUAGCAGCACCUCCACACCUGUUAAUUGUAUCCUUAAAAAAGGUGUAAAGUUAGUUCCCUCUGUACGGAGCUCUGGCAUUGUUGUUGACAAAGCUGACACCAAAAAUCCUGCCUCUUUUUUAAGAAUUUUAUUGGUUAGUGAUAAAGUGGUGACAUUGAUGAGAGUGGCGAUGCUUAAAGGUUAAACCAUUUUCACCUUAGGGGGUAUUUUUGUGCUCAGGAUGUUGACCACUGACAGUGAUGAAUUACGUUGGUUUUGUGUGUGAAACAGGCACUGCCAGUGCAAAAAAAAAUGGAGUUAGUGGACACAGGCCCUCAGUCAUUGUUUGCAGUUGUUCUAAAUACUCAGUGUGUUUGUUUAGGAGAAGAGGGGACGUCUGAGGAUAAGUUUGCUCCCAUUAAAACCACAUUAGGAUAAAGGAAUUCCAACUUUAGAACCAGUUAAACAUCUGAAACCAGUUUAGCUAAUGUUAGUGUCAGUUUGGUUCCCAGCCUCUCUGGAUGUGUUUUGUCUGCUGAAGAGCCUAAAAAAACAAAUCUUUAACUUAAAACUGCUGUAUUCUGUUAAGCUCUGACAAACACCACACUCCACACACAACCACCUCGCUAUUUGUUGUUUUCAAAUCAUAACUGAAAUGAAACAGUAGCUGCCAGGAGCAGCAUAAUACAUCCACGGUGGCAGCGCAGCCAAGCAUGCUGUGUAGGCUACUGUUUUGGAGCUCGUGUUUGAUCUAUGCAUAGACUGGCAUAAUCACUGAUGCAUAAUCCCACACUUGAGGACGUAUGGGAGGCAUUUGGUGCCGCUAUCAGUAUCAGAAUAACCCCUGGAGUCUUUGUUGGUUUCUGUGUUAACAGCUGAAGGUUGACAGGCAGGAUUAAGAGCUGCAGCGUCUGCCUCAUCACAGGCUGGAAACUCUGACUUCAUACAUUUUACAAGUGUCCAUUCCUUAAGCGUUUAUCCCCUGGAGAGUUGCCCUGCUAACUCAGUUUUAACAAUAAUAUCUCUGUAUCUCUUCCAGGAUCCAGAAAGAGCUCGCAGAAAUAACACUAGACCCUCCUCCAAACUGCAGGUAAGAGAAUGUAAUCUUUUCAAAGCAUUCCUCCACUCACUCUCAAGCCUUUGUGCACACAUGCUAAAGCUGUAAUGGAUGUAGACGGCAGAAAUGGGCUUCUUUCAAGGCGUCUUGUGUCUUUAAAAGGAAAGGCCACGCUGUAAUGCGCUCUCUUUUGUCUCUGCUCCCGUAAUGCUCUUGUUUGUGUGUUUUUGUUCCAGAUGGUAAUCUCAGGUGAAUUAAGAGUGACUGUAGUCAUUUCUGGCAUUGUUGUCGUUGAUGUCUAAAGCGUGCUGCAACCUCUGGAGAAAGAGCAGAUCAUAGUAGCAUUAUGGUUCGAUUGAAAUGGGGAAAAAAAGAGCAUCGGUGUGACUUUAAAACCUGUUUUGAUUCUCCUGUGGUCCCCCCCCCCCCUCGUUCUGCUGGGGAUUUACCGCAGACAAUGGUUAUUGUGUGCUGCUGCCGCGGCUCUCAGCCCUUUGAGGAAGAGAUACGGUCGCUGGUGAGUGGCACGCCGCACGUGCAUCAGUCUCUCUUUACAAAGAGGGAAAGGGAUGCCUUUUGGGAUGAGCGCAGGAGUCAGAUUUUAUUAACUUAAAUAAAGUGGCGCUGAUUAUGUCUGUGUUUAUUACCGCACAAUAAUUACUCUCUGAAUCAUCACUCGGCUGUAAAUUAAGACAGAAAACGGAAGCAGAUUCUUGCUGGAUUGAAGAUACUUGUGGGAGCCGCUCGUGCUUUCUGACCGUUUCAGAGAUUUGUUUACCGGCACCUGCUCCAAAUGAUGAAGGAAAAACAACUUUGUAUGACUCAUCUGCCCAUUUGGAGUUACUACACCCCAGACAGGCUUGUUUAUUGCAUGAAUUAAUCACCCCUGCUGGGUCUCAUCUAAAGCCCACCAUCAUUAACGAUAAACAUUGAGCUAACCUUUUCAUUCCAGCUCGUAGCCCAGUUUUGUUAUUGUUCUGGAGGUUAAAAAGAGAUGUUGUUUUCCUCGAGGACUUUAAUCUAUUUCAACCCUCUUCCCCUCCUACUCCCCCCCCACCCCCAAAUAAAAAACUAGGUUGGCUCUCAUGCAGGAUUUAGCUGGAGGACACGAGUAAGUCAUUUGAAAGUAAAAUAAUCGCUAGCGGAAAUUUCACAGUCAACGUCUUAGCGGGGAACUAGUUGCCUGGGAAACAAUUAAGCUUCUUGAAGAUAAUCCUUUUCUCUGUGUGUGUUCUCUUUCUGUACAUGCAAAACGAUACAGCUAUCUAAUAAUGUGUCUCCUCUGAUGCACCCAAAUAGAUAAGCCCUCUGUUUAAUAACCAGACGAGGGGGAGGGAAAGGGGUCAGAUGCAUCAAACGCCGAAUCUGUCAUGCAAACGAUCACGGCGCCAUUUACAUUCCCGCCUGAACGAGUGCACACCGAGGAUGCUCGUGUCGUCAUUUGUAUGCCGCACGCUCCCCCGCUCCCGGCCAGGUUAGCCCCUGAAAGGUUAUUCAUUUCAUUCCCCGCCGCGACAAAUGGAGUCACAGACUGUUGGCCCCCUUCAGGAGGCAGACAGAGAGUCGUGUUGCACAGAUUCACUUCACUACAUUCAACAAACGGGGCGCUCAGGGGGGCCCUUGAUGUAUGUCACCUCAUCUGUUUCUCCGCUGAGGAGCCCCUCGGACUCCCUCGCCCACUUUGUCCUGCUCAGACAGAAUUCGCCGUCCUCAUCUUGUGGUUAAAAUCUGCAGUCUCCUUCGGAUCACCUACACACUCGCUCCUGAGCCGAGGAGGGGAUCACGCUGAGUCUUUUCUCUCUGUAAAAUGGAGAGCCCUGCUUCAUGACUCUCAGCGUAGACACGUGCAAAGAGCCAGAAUUCCCCCUCUAAAGCCUUGGAAGUGCUGAGGAUCUAAUUUAGUGGAACAUCUGUGGCAGGAGGUGCCCAUUUGAUAAGUCUAAUGAAACGCCCACUCCUUUUCUUCCAGCAUCCAUCUGAGACGGCUGUGUUAACCCUCAGCUGUAUUUAAUACCACUGACUGUUGUUAUAAGACGUCUUUGUUGAUAAAUCACACACUUUCUAAUGUUACCUCGCUAUCAAGAGUCUAUAAAAUUACUGCUGAAGUUGUUUUAAAAAAUCAAUUUCCAAACUUCACCAACAAAACCAUCUCCAUUUUACUGCUAUGUCACCACUCGCCGAAAAUGAUCGCAAGUAUUUAAAUUGGUCUCCGAGCUUUAUCUCACUCACGGCGCCUUGACAGUUCGCUUGUCACCUUGGCAGUUGUCAUGCAUCAAACGAACAGGAAGACGUUGAAGCCCAAGAGGAUUUGACAUGGCAAUUAUUCUCACUGUCAUACACUGGGAGCAGAUUGUACAGGCAGCGUGUGCUCUUACAUGAGUGUUGCAAAUGAAGCGGGAUCUGAAAGGAAUCGUGUUUUCCUGCCUUCAAGUUGCACAAACACUUGCAAUCAUCUUUCAGGGACUGAAAUGUAGAUUAGAUCCUCCUGAAGAGGAGCAUGUCUGGCUCAGCGUUGUAACUCAACACUUGAGAUUUAGAUUCGAGUUUCAUUGUAUUAAAGAUCAGACGACUGUGUCUGAGCUGCUUAUGUACGAGUUUUCAUUCUAAUAAGCCAGUUGUCUGUAGCUAUGAUAAUGACUGUACUGUGAUACUUAUAAAAGUCACCAGAGCGUCUUCUUGGCUCUCAUUCUUGUUUAUGUUUUGUGGUGUGGAAUGCUCAUAACUUGAGCGCAGCAGCUACCAGUUUAUCUGCAGGUUACUGCCUUAUUUAUUGGAAACAUAUCUGCAUUCUUGAGGGGACUUGGCAAACAAAAGUAAAGAAGUUUUGCCUCCCUCAAAAAAAUGUGCAGAAAAAUGUCGACUCUCUCACUCUUAUUUAGUAGUAUCCUAGAUGUAGGUCAUGAAAUUAAUGAAUCAACUUAUUUAAGAACACGUCUUCUGUAUAUUUUAACUCUGUUGUACGACUCUGCCAGAGUUUGCUUAGCGUGGUUUUUGUUUUACCAGUACCAUAGCCGGUCCCUCGUGGUUCUCCUCAAGCUUUUCAUCUUCAUACUUUGUGCAUCAGCUACUUUACAAACAGUGAAACAGAGUAAUAGUUGUCUUGUCCUAGUGGCACCUGCUGUCUGACAGAGUCUGCAGAUUUGUGUCUCAUGAGCCUCCUCAGCUCCACGCUCUCUACUUUUACGUUGCAUUGCAGCCACAUUAUUUUGCAGCCGCGGUUGGCAAUAACUUUUGAAAUGCUUACAAGCACUGGACCAGUUUCAAUAUGGAAGUGUCACCCAAAAUACUCUAAAGACCCGUACCUCCUCUGAUGAUCUCUAUUGGAUAUCAGUCCUCGAUCAGCAAAAAAAAGAAUAUCGGAUUAUAUCGGCCCACAUCUAAAAUCUCCGAUAUCAGCACUCUGAUACAAGCAGUCCAUUCCAGACUCGGCUUCGGCACCUCUAUCUAGCAGCGCCCUGACCCACCAAGCUGAGCCCACAAAAUCACAACAACAGUGUGUACUAAGGGACUAACAAAGUAGCAAGGAGUCAGAGUGAUGUCGGCCUUGUGGCAGUAUUUUCUGUUUAAGACUGAAAAAGACAUUGCAACUGAGUGCAAAACUUGUAAGAUCAAUAUCGCUAUCGGUCAAUAUUGAAGGCUACAAUAUCGGUAUUGUAUCGGAAGUCAGAAAGUUGUAUCAGGACACCCCUAAUCUCUGUUUUCAGUGGGCAUGACUGACUCCUUCUCCCUCCCGUUCAUCCAUCUCAGAACUCUGAUAUCGCUCAAAAUUGAUGUCAAAGUCCCGUUAAUUUCAACCUGGCCGCUCAGAUUGCCGUCACACUACCAAAGAUCUGACCUGUGUCUGAUUUUUAAAGAUCAGAUUCCCUGUUAAUUGUCCUGUUAACACUCUCGUACAAAAACCAGAUCUGAGUCACACAUGAGCAACAAAAUCCAAACUGGAGUUACUUUAGCCUGCAGCGUUAAUUAAAAAUUGACGAUGAAUCCAUAAUUCAGUUCCAGCUAUGGCAAAUAUUUGACACUUUUUAUUUUUCAUGCUGCAAAUUUUAAAUUAUUUGACGUUUAUUGGAGAGGACAGCUGCAGAGAGACAGGAAACAUGGGGAGAGGGGAGCGGGGUGGACAUGCAUCAAGAGUCGUCCUUGAAAUACAUCUGGAAAAAGGCAUGUUCUCUCAGACGGGGUUUCGGAAUUACAUGUGAAUAUUUGUUUCAACAGACGGGGUCACUUAUCUGUAAAACUGAGAUCUGCUCUGACUCAGUGCUGCAGCACCAGGUGGAUGAAAGAUGGAGAGACGCUAAGAACAGAUAAAACGGAGGACAAGAUAAUCAAAAACUGGGGUGCUGUUGUGAGCAGAGACGUUAAACGACUGUCAAACAGAUCAUAUGAUGAUCGGGAAUAUAGACUUAAGGUAUCCCCAGAACUAGAUUUGUCAUCCAUCCAAUAGACAGCAGGUUAUUUAAACUUUUAUCGACCAUUUAAGACAUUCACUGGCUUUUUCUCAUUAUUAUUAUUACCACUCUAAGUUAUUGUUAUUAAAAAAGAUUUGGUUAUAUAAAAGUCUUUUUGUAAAAGUGAAGCUUAAAGACAGGAGGUUUGUCUUUUCAUCAAGGUCAUCCUAUAUUCAGGCCUGUACAGUAAACCAGUUUCAAAUGUCCCACUUCUGUCAGGGUCCAACCAGGAACUCAAACAUGUCAAUACGCGUUAAUUAAAUAGCUAAACUGUCAUUUUCACAGUUUUAAGCCUUGGCUGUGUUAAAGUGUCCUCAUGUUCAGCUGUGUGUGCUGUUACCGCUUUGAUACACUCCUGUUAACUUCUUUUGAUGUAUAAGUUUCUAUUUUAUUUGGAGACUUCUUGCAUCGCCUCUAGGUUUUCUCCUUGCAGUUCAGUAGCUCUGGCUUUCUUGUUCUGUGUGGAGCCACUGAAGCUGACAUUUCAAGCAGAAAACCUCAAACAAAACCACCCUGACAUUGUUAAAAUAACACCCUCUGGUGAUGUACUUAAAGUUCUGGACCUCUGCGCUGUUUGAUGCGUUUAUCUUUUCACAGAUGGCCACACAGAUACUUUCCUUGCAGCCACACAGAGUGAUAGCAGAACAUCGCUCAGCUGCAUAAAACAUAACAUUAAACGGCAGAAUUCAGUGUCAACCCACCCUGAUUCACAAACGCAGCUUUCGGAGCUGUUAUUGUGCGUCGGUGUUGAGCAAUCACAGCCAGAUAAUGCACUGCAGAAGAGGCAGGGGUAGCACUUCCUCAUCCCGAGGCGGCUCGAAUAGAUUUAAUACAGUACAAACACAACAUGCUGCAUUUUGAGCGACAAGUUUCCUCACCUCUGCUGUCAGGUUAUCACAAGUCACUCUGGGGAAAAAGGAAGAACCAGCAACUGGAGUAGAAGUAAGGAAGAGGAGGAAAAAAGCAGCUUUUUAAAAUCACAGAAGCUCCUCUUUAGUACCAGAGUAAUCAUUUAGAACUGAAAACACUUUGUUGUGCAGAAUUAGAAACGCACUUAGGCCAUCUUGGAAUUCUGAUUCAUUUUCAAACAAUGGGGAUUUUGUUACAGGCAACAGCAGCUUCUCAUUGUCGGAGUAAUGUUUGCCAGCUGAACUGUCACCGUCAGAAAUCACCAGCUGUAGCAGGCGGGAUAAUGAAGCCAACAUUUGCUUGUUUUAAAAAGGUUGUCAGUGACGAGAUUUAAACCCACUCAGCUGACUCUUUACACAGUUCAUUAGUUUACACUCACACUGUGAUUAUCUUACAACCACAGGGAUGCAGGGUGUAAAUUUCCUUCAGCUGAUACGUAUCUGAUGAUUAUCACAUGAUCUUCCUUGUAUGAAGUCUUUAAAGAGGUUUAUGUUCUGUAGUGUCAUUCACACUUUUGAUGAGAGAGACUCUCCCCUCCUUGGCUCUUCAUGUAUGUAUUUUAAACAGAGUUGAGGUGAGCUGUCCUCGCUCCAGGCUUCUUCAGCAUUCCACCUUCACAUGUGGAAAGGCAGGGCGCUCAGUGCUCUGGCAGGAAAAAGCCAGCUUAAGGUUGAGGCAAACAGAUUCAGUUGAUUUGGUUUUGCACAUGUUGCUCAACUGGACAAUAUCUGGAAAUUUUCACAACGAAGAGGCCAACAGAUAAAAUCGAUACGGCGUAGUAUUGUAGUAUUUUGUCUGGUGAUAUAUCGUAUCAUGUAAUUUACCAAGUAUCGAUUUUUUUCAGAUUAAUUGCUAAUAUAAAGUCAAAUCCAUGAUAAUCAGGAGAAAAAAAUAACGUUUUUGUCCAAUGAGGUUAGCAGAGAUGACAGCAUGGAGCAAGAGAAAUAUCAUAUCGUGGACGACAUCAUAUCAUAGCCCAAGUAUCGUGAUAAAUAGAUAGAUAGAUAGGUGUACUUUAUUAAUCCCAAACUGGGAAAUUCUCUCAAUAAUAAUCAUGAUAAUAUCAUAUCAUGGCCCAGGUUUUAUGAUGAUACAGUAUCGUGGCCUAAGUAUCGUGAUAGUAUCGUAUCGGAGCCCAGGUAUUAUGACAAUAUUGUAUCAUGGCCCAGGUAUCAUAUCAUGAUAAUAUCAUAUUGUGGCUGAGGUAUUGUGACAACAUUGUAUCGUGGCCCAGGUGUCGUGAUAUUGUAUCAUGGCCAAGGUAUCGUGAUGAUAUCGUAUCGUGGCCCAGGUAUUGUGAUAAUAUUGUAUCGUGGCCCAAGUAUUGUGAUAAUAUCAUAUUGUGGCCCAAGUAUCGUGACAAUAUCCUAUCGUGGCCCAUGUAUCGUGACAAUAUCGUAUCGGGACCCAGGUAUCACGAUAACAUAUCAUGGUUCAGGUUUCAUGAUAAUAUCGUAUUGUGGCCCAGCUAUUGUGAUAAUAUCGUAUCGUGGCCCAAGUAUUGUGAUAAUAUUGUAUCGUCGGGCCACUAGUGAUUCCCACCCCUAGUAGACAUAACGGCGACUGCAGCCCUUUGCUCAUUAACUAGCCUGUUCUCGGUUCUGACCAGACAUUUCUGCACUGGGACGGGGAUUUUACCAACAGUCAGUUCUUAUUUUUUUAUUGUUUGUCUCUGUGAAAGGGCAUCAGCUGACUGCUCCAAAUGUCACUGCUUAUUUGGUAAAGCUCUGAUACACUGUAAGGCUGCCCUCUGGAACAAACAGCCGUCUAUGGCCCCUGAAUUUUCCCGCCGUGAUGUAAUGCCCCAAUGAUGCCCUAAACAGAGCUGUCACUCCCUGAUGACAUCAUGCAUACUGCAGGAAACAGGUUUUUUUUUUUUCUUUUUUCAGACCACAGCCGUUCAUUACAGCCCUGACAUAAAUAUGUAUCUCCAUCAUCAUCAAGUCUCACCAAGAAAUGAGGCAGUCUUUAUUGUAGGUCCUGACCUCUAAUUCUCUCCUCGCUGAUGGGAUCAUCUUCAUGCCUGUGAAAGCUGCAUAUUAGUUUUGUGCCAUGCCCCAGGGGGAUUAUGCGCGAGCGACACACCCAGCAUCAUUUUUCACAGCAUUACCAUUAAGCACAGCAGGGGAGGGGUCAUCAAUAUUCAUGAGGGGGUGGAGGGACGCAGAUCGAGGCGAAGGGGGGGUGAGCUGCAGGGAAACCUCUUGGUUGCUCUGGUUGAUCUCUAUAUUCUGCAUGGCAACUUAGGAUGUCUGCAAUGUGUGAGUAAAACACGAGCAGUUGUGUUAACAUGACGGCAACAUCUCACCAGGAAAGAAUCAGCCAUAAUCGAUGUCUUAUUCUGAAUCAGGCCCUGCAUGAAUAUUAAUGAGUUUAAGGCGCCCAUCUGUGUCUGACGCUGACAUGUUCUUGACCUUUCACUGAAGGUCUUUGUCAUUGACUGCUGAAUCUAAGAACCCUUUACAAAAACACGCUUCGGACUCCAAAUGGCUUUGUUUACCGAGCAUCGUAAUAAAAAAGGUUAUUCUUGGAGGUGUUUGCGCUAAAAAAUCACAGUCAUUUGCAUUAACAAAAGGCUGGGUCAGAGACUAAUGAGGAGGCUCGGGCAAAGUCAACCUUUAGAGCUGAUGAGAUGCUGGUGAAACACAGAGCGAGGGAGCAAAGACAAAUGAGAAACAAAGUGUUUAGGAAUGACCCUCAUAUUUUCUCUGCUCACUUGUCAUGUGCGCUAUAUUGAGGCAAAGAGACACUCGUGGAAUAUUAAAAAAGCGGCUGAGAACGUGACGCCGAAUACAUAGGAGCUUCUGCAGGCUCUUCCCUCUACCUGUGUUUUUCAGUCGUUGUUGCAUGCAGGAUGUUUCUAGGUGUCAACUUCUGGGCAGUGGGUGUGGAACUCCAAGCCAAUAACAGCAUGCGGGUAUCGAGAACUUGUUAAAAUAUAGCAAUCAGGUGCCAGAUAGUCAGCACGCACCCGGCAGGAAACUUCUGGUGUGGUUGAGCCAGGAGGAGCGACAUGCUUUUAAUGUUGUGGCUUCAAACCAUAACUGAUAAUAACAGCUGAAUAGAGUUGCUCUGCAGCCAUCAGAGUUCCACCAAAAAUACUGUAUGAAGUAGAGAUGUUACCGUAUUGUCAACAGCAGAAGGAACUACAAAAAGCGCAGACACUGGCAGCACUGGGAGUUUUCUAAAAUGAGGCUUCUCCGGCAGCUUUGAAAUCAGACAUUUGGAGGCAUUCUUGUUUCCUUGUGAGGAGAAAAGGUGACAGGCAAAAAAAACCUAACCACAUACAGAUACGUCUGGACCACAGUGACCUACACAUCAGAGAGUGCUUGUAAUGUGAGCAUCCACUCGGCACAACACCAGCCUGAAGAGCAUCAGAAAGAGGCGACAAAGCCGUAAAACUCUGCAGGGCAUCUUUAACAUUUCUUCAAAACACUGUGAGCACAAAGGAUCAGAAGAUAUUCUGACUAAAUAUUUAGCCAAAGACCCAUGGACAUGUUCUGUGGUCGAUAACAAGGAAUUCAGAGGGUUAGUGUGCUGGAGCCAAAGUAAGAAUUCCUAUCACAGCUCCACUGAAGUCAAACACGAUCAGCAGCUCUCUGCAGAGAUACUAGAGCUCAGAGUGAAUCUGACUUUAGGAGCUUUUUUUCCACAUCCUCAUUUGUCUUUUUAAAACUGUAUUAGAUACUUAACUGCAGAUUUGUCAUUGAAAUAUUAUUGUAUCCUGAGAUUUUGAUCUACACAGGCAUGUUGUUUUCUAUCAACAUCCUAAAUCUGAUGAAGUUUGUCACUGUCAAUAGCAGCUGCAGGUCCUGUUAAACUUUAAGCAUCAAUGAUUGGAUCAGCAAAACUCAAACAGACUCCAUUCACCAACAGCCAGAGUCCACUCUCUCUCUCUUUUGUUUAUGUCCAGCUUCAUUCUCAGUGUUUACUAUUGUCACCAUGGCUGUGUUUGAUGUGCUUCCUUCUUCUGUCGGCUUGCUUCCUCACUGGAUACUGUUUUGUUCCUCAAGACACCGGCUGUCCUCAGUUUCACCCCACACAGCGCCGUAUCAGAUUGUAAAGAUUGAACACGUUUAAAAUGAAGGAUCAGUUAUCCUCAGUCUUAAUCUGAGAAGAUCGUGGACGGUAAGAUCAGCCUUGACAUACUUCAGAUUUCUGAAUAACACGACUCCGGUAAUGACAAAUCUUCACAGAUCACAAGCAAGUAGUUGCUUCCAGACUUAGGGCUGGGCGAUAUGGCCUCAAAUCAAGAUCAUGAUAUAUUGAGCAGUAUAUAUAUUCACCUCGAUAACGAUAAAUGACGAUGACUACUCCACAAUUUGCUCACCCUCUCCCACAUUAACUUCGUCUACUUCAGCUGCUACAACUUCUGAACCAUCCUCCAUCUCCUCAUCUGUCUUUCCCUCUUUGUUACGGACUGGAUGGGGUGGAGUCACGUCUCUGACGUAGGACAGCGUCUUAAAGGGACAUGAGACCAUAGCCUACCUACACACAUCCAAAACCAACUUUUAUUUAUAUAUUCUUUUUUUUUUUUUUUACUGUGAAUAUAUCGACAUAGGCAAAAUGAUAUUGGUUAUUGUCAUAAAUUUUCGUAUUGGUAAAUAUUUGGUUUUAUUGCCCAGCCCUAAUAGGGGUAGGAAUCAUAUAUCAAUUAAUAUUAGCAUUUUAACAGCGACAAUAACAGUGAAUCUGAUAUUUAAAGCAGUAGCCUUUGUAGUCAGGCGGGUUCACAGCAGGAGGACGUCUGCAGCAGUAAUCCAGAGCACUACAUGAGACGAGGGAGCUCAGGGAGAUCCAGAAAGAUCUAUACAGUCAGUGGAUCAAUCAAUCAAGUCUGACAGGAAGGGGCUGCGAGCUGAGCUACCAUUUAUGUUUGCUCAUUUUUAUGUCAGUGCUGACAUUAAAAAAAAAGUGAUUCAACACUAGAACCACUUUGUUGUUCUUAGUUGUGUUUUCGUCACGUUUGCUAAAGAGGGUUUUAGGAGGGGCUGAGAGCUGAGCUGCUGCCUACCUACACACAUCCAAAACCAGCUUUUAUUCUUUUAUUUUUUGACACUGAAUAUACCGAUAUGGGCAAAAUGACGUUGCAUAUUGUCAUAAAUUUUGGUAUCGUGAAUUUUCAAUUUAUCGCCCAGCCCUAUACAGACCUAUUAAUACCUAUUUUGUGCCCAUUUCACAAAAAGGAGUUAAAUCCACAAUCUAAUGUAAAUAAACAGUAAAUCUAUCUUAAAUUAAAGUGCAUGAUAAAAGAGGGGACAGCAGGCCAUCUGGAAAAACUAUUCUUGCCUGACCAUAAAUAAGACGUAGAGGAGCCUUAAGAGAGCAGAGGGCUGUUAGAGGAACAUCUGUUAUCUUCAAACCACCCUCAUCUUUUCUCUCCUCACACAAACUUUUUCGAGUAAUAAGGAAAUAAAUUGCUCCUACAGAGCGACGGUAACAUAUGCGCUCCCUCUCAGACACGGGCCUGGGUUUAAUUCAUCCUUAAUGUUUCCCCACCGUGGCGUGUCUUUGACAGCAAACACGGCCCGCCUUGAUUCAUGCGUGGCACCGAAUCCUCAAUGUCCUCAUUUGCGAGGUAGUUUUUCUGGCAAACAUUGGUCCGCACAGCGAUAUUAAUGGGCUUGUGGGGAAGCGGAGCAUGAAGGUGGCGUGGAUAUUUUGCAGCAAAGUGUCGCCAUUACAUCGCUGGUUUCAUAGAAGCGUUUUACGCCAUUGAGAGUGACUGAAUAGUAAUCUGAGGCUGACAGGAGAGCAAACAGGAAUCUUUUGGCGAGUGAACAAAUAAAAGUUAACGCUAAAUUGAACAGUUGCUUUAAGAUCUCAUUACUCUUGUGACUGAGAUCUCCAAACUUAAUAGAUUCCCCUUUUCCUCCUGCCAAGAAGACUUUAAGUGCCUUAAUGAAAUAUUUGCAGUGCAGAGGGAUGAAAUGUUAACACUCUUUACUGCUGCUCUAAGGAGUGAAAUGAAUUACAGCGUCUCAAAUGAAUGCCCUUUCCUCUGUUUAACCUGCUGCUUGAAACCUUGUCACAUCUCUCCACCUGCAAACCUGAGGGCUCGGACGGUGUCAAGGGGAAUAGAGCAUCGCAGUAUCAAGCUGCACAGCGGAUCUGGCAGCUCGGCUCAUCCUGAUCACUGACCUUUUGGUAAUAAGUCCAUUCCCACAGCCGUGAAGCCAAAUGUCUGCCCUGAGUGCUUUGUGCAAGGAGCAGACAGGCCGAAGAGACAGUCUCUAAUUAUGGCUAAAUAGACCGUCAGUGCAGUGCUGAGGAAUUAAAAAAAAUUAACACAGCACUCUUGACUAAUUUAGUUCGUAAACUGCAAGGGGCUGCAGUUUUUUCUUGGAGGCAAAUCUGUUUUUGAGGCAGUUUCCUCUCCUGAAGCGUGUUCCUGUGAAUCCCCGGCCAGCAGAGAGAUUUGCAUGUCAGCACAUAUUCUAACUUGUUUUAUUCAAGGAAAGCAAAUGUUUAUAAUUACCCCUCCACUUCACACACACACACACACACUAGCACACACACACUUAACUUUUAUGCUCUGAAUUUAAAGUGGUGUCAAACUUAAUUCAUUCUUAUUCACACUAGGGCUGGGCGAUUUGGCAAAAAAAUUGAUCAGGAUAUAUUUUGUCAUAUCGUCAGAUCUCCAUUAUAUCACGAUUUUUUUUAAAAACAGCCAGUUUAAAAGCAUCUAAAGAAACUAGAGAUUAGUUCAACAUUUUAUUAACAUACAAAGUAAAUAACAAAGAAUAAGAUACACUUAGAAAAGUAUAAAAACCAUUUUAACUCAACAGUACAACAAAUGUCAGUUAAUACUAAAUAUUACAGUUAACUAGAUAGAUAGAUAGAUAGAUAGAUAGAUAGAUAGAUAGAUAGAUAGAUAGAUCGCCCCCUCAGGAAUAAUGAAGACGUCUUAAAAUGUAAACAUUAGAUGUUGUAAACGUAGAUGAACGAUUGAUUGCUGCUUUGGUGGCUGCACCGCUAGUUGUGGCUAAACUGCUAAUGCUACUCGUGCCGUCAGCAGCGACAGGCUGUUCAGACUCCGCUCGCAUUUUCAUGCUUUCCCCAUAAUCACUCGGGAAACAGAUCUGUUGUGUUGCCAGUUUUUUAAGGGCACCGACCACCAGCAUACCUUGCACAUCGGCUUAAUUACUCGACGCCACUUUGGAGAUACCUGAACCACCGCCACUCAACCGGCGUAAAAUAACUUCUCAACAAUAACAUCUUGGGAGGAUGACUCAAAGUCACGGCUGAGAUCUAUUUCGCUGCCCUCAGCUCCACGUUUCGCUCCAUGUUCAGUCAUUCUGUUUACUUCUCCGUUAAUGUACUGAAGUGAAAAGGAAAAGCUCAACUCUGAUUGGUUGUCAUGACGCACAUUUAUGCUAUGUUGAUGCUCACAGCUGAUCACCGUGAUCGAACUGAAAUUUACCACAAUCAUAUAAUCGCCCAGUCCUAAUUCACACGGUCGCUGUUUUCCUCUGAUGGUCUCACUCAGGGUCGAGGAUUUACAGACUGUAAGGAUGGCACCCUUCUCCGCUGAAUGAGGCCUAAAUUCCCACCCCUCUAAUAAAGAGAUCAGGCGCUGUGUGAAAACAGUGAACUGAGAUCAAUUUCACACAAUAUGUCCUCUUCAAGUGUUGUCUUUUUUAUUUCCUGCCAAAUAUUUUUCUUUUCUUUUCUUUCUCUGUCAGCUGUUGUGUCAUUUCUCACCCUGUGUAAACAGUAAUACUAAGUGGUAUUUCUAUGACUCAUGAUGUUUUACUGUUCCCUUUAUGCAAAGCUUGUAUAUUAUGAUAAUGAUAUAUGCUGUGCAUUAUUCAUCUUAAGCCAGAGGCAAACAUUUGCAGGGCUUCAGACAUUCGGUGCUUGUAGCAGCUCAGGGAAGAAAAAUGCUUACCACACCAAAACCUCAGUUCCGAAAUGAAAAGAGGAAGGCCGGGCAGAACUAUUGGAUCCUCAGCUUUAUACUUUAUUUACAGCAUUGUUAACAUAACCUCGGUGAGGACAAACUUCCUCCUUAAAGAGAGAGUCUCUUUGAAAAAAAAUAUUCUCCUCUCUGCGUUCAAUACCUACUGCUGUCUGAAUUGAUUCAGCCCAACAUACUCGGAUGCCCUCCUGUGAGAAUAAAACCAUGUUAUUCCCUUCGACUUGGAAAGCGUGCAACCACCUACUCAAGCAUUUCCCUCUGUAUCUGGAUAAACCGUCCGGUCAGUAAUUGCAGUAGUCAUUGUGCGGAUGAACAAUAAAAGGCUUGAUUAAAAAACAAACCAUGUCAUUUGAGACAAUGAAGACAAGAGAACAGAGGAAGGAGGUGUCGCCUCGGCCGCUGAGCUGCGCAGUAAUUGGUCUUGGGCCUCUUUCACAGCCGGGGAGGGGAAUGAAGAUUGCUUCAUUAAAGUUCCUCUUCUGAUAACCGCAGCAGCCGCACUGAUAGAAAAGACGAUCUUAACUGAAUGACGGCGCCAUUAGGAAAAAAAAAUGCCGUGGGGAAUGAGCUGGAAUGGCAAAUAAUGCAGAUAAUGGCUUUAUUUGUGCACGGUGGUAUUCACUAGCUCCAAAACACACGGAUUCACAUUCAAUUACUGGUUUACUUUCCUGUUUUAUUUAUCAGCCCCUCGGUGCAGGGCUCGUCUCAGGCAGCUAUUUACCUGCUGCUGCUGUGAACAGCGCUCUGCUUUACAGACAGGCGGCCUCAGGGACACUCUGGUUUUGUGCUCAGUGAAUUACCAGUGUUUAAUGUUUUCACAAUGUGCUGUCACAUGUGUGAUGAUUUGAAGUGAAAGAUUUGUUUUCUGGCUUUUUAAGUAGCUAUGUCACCGUAAUAUUCCCACUUUUUAAGGUUUCAAAAAUAACAAUCAUUCACUCGUUCCCUGAUGACUUGAAUCAUGCCGGUGUCAGUGAAUUUAUUCAGGGACCAGUUUCUGGAUUACUGUGGAACAUGUCUUUAAUUCUAAAAUAGUAAAAAGGGAUUUCGGCUAUUUAACAAAACUAUAAACACACGCUGCUCUCAGUUAAAGAACUCAAUUAGUAGCUAAAGCAAAACCAUCCAGGAGUCUUUUUAUCUGGGUAAAUAAAUAGUUGUGUUAGCUGUAGUUUAACUGGAGCUGUUUAUAUGUAGGACAGCUUCAUUUGUUUUGAUUUGAGCAGACCAACGAGGUUCAACAUUAAUGAUGGCCCGGGGCUGCUAAAGGUUAUUCUGUGGUCACUGACUGUUACGUAAUGCUGUCCCCAGAUUUUGUCCUCAUGUGGCAAACAUUCCCGGAGUACCAUCACAAUUUCACAAGCCUGUGUGGGAGGCAAAUGCAUUCUGGAAGAGAGGGCAUAGUGUAGAGUAAACUCAGCAGUUCUGACAGAUUGUAUUCAAAGUAUGCUGGAAAACCAAGGGCCUGUGUCCACUGACACCUUUUUUUGUGGUUUUGUGUUGGCAUUGUCUUUUUCCAGAAUAUCCAUGGGAUAUUCCGGCGUAAAAUUACGUUAUGGUUGAACACACCGUAACAGCAAGUUAGACACCCCCUUGAGAGAUGAAUGUUGCCGACUGCUUGCUUCUCUAGUUAUACCAACUUUAGUAACGACCGCAGGAUAGAAAUACACAGCGUUCUAAGGAGCCAACGCACACACCUCAACCAAAACACCACUCUAUAGCCACAAAUAAUGCUCAGAACAGCACCUAACUUCAUCAACAGGACAUAUAGGGUCACAGCCAUAGUACUAGACACCAAACAUCUUUUUAGCUUUGACUGAUUUCUGUAGCAAAGAGACUAAACACAACUCACCUACUCUCUUCCAGCAGCCACUUGUUUGUACGGCGAUCUUGGGCAAGUCCAAACUGAGUGCAGGGGGGUUUCACAGCUCAAGGAAGAACAUUUAUGAUCAUUUCUUCAUGGAAAUACAAUCAGACCGAGAUGCUAAGGCAGAAGAACUACCACGUCUGCAGUGAAAAAUGAUUAAUAUGGUGAUUAUAACUUCAAGGAAAUGAUAAAGUAAUGAAACACAUUUUCUAUGUAUAGUUUUUUAUUUUUUUUCCUCCGUAAAAUUCCACUGAAUAAAAGCAGGUGUGAAACAUACAGAGCAAGACAGUUUUGGCCAUGCUACAACAGUGAGCUCUGGUAAGAAGCACUCUGAAAAUAAGGUUGUGGGCACCCCAUGUGCAAAAACGCUGUUAGUGUGCACAGGCCCUGAACCUCUUAUUUUCAGUUAACCUAGUAGAAAACGUGUUUUUAAUCUAUUAUGUUCAGCUAAACACAUUUUCAAUCUAAGAUGUAGGCUCAAGUAAUGUUAAUAAUGUUGCCCUUACUGUGUUUUUUUCCUGCUCAAUUAUUUCUUGUAUUUCUUUUGCUAAAGUAAGUGUUAAUACCACUAAUAUUUUCAAAUGAAGGUGCAUGUUUGAAAUCAGUCUUUGAGGCUGUUUGUUCCAUUUGUCAUGUUUGCGAGUGAAUCUCAGUCUCUGCAUCAGAAAGUGGAAGUAGCACUUCUUUGAAAGGGUGUGAACGUGUUCUGACAGUUCUCUAAGAAAAGAAGUGGGAGAAUGUCACUUUACGUUUCUCCGUCACUUUGUGGUCGCCUUAUUAGACCAGAAAUUUCACAGAUUACCCAACAGCAGCAGAUUUAUUUCAGUUUCAGGUCAGUUUUAUCUAACUGGACUGUGAGUAAGGCAUCCGCUGCAUCGUGGAUGAUGUUUACUGACUGUUCCCAGAGCUCACAGUCUGAGUCGUAGAGAUGCAGGAGUCGCCUUUGAAGCUGCAGGUGUACUGUUUGUAUGUGUGGUGCUUUUUUUUUCUACACUCUCAUUAUAGGAGCAAAAGAGUCUUUGUUACCUGUGGUUUCACCUGUAUCUGUGUUUUUUGUUUCUUCUUUGGUGUGAAGCUCCAUUUUUCCUGCCUAACUCACAAAAUUACAUCAGUUAACACUUGCCUUACGUAGGAGCCGUUUCCCUUCCCUGAUAUAAUUAGAGUAGAUAUCUCAUGAUCAAACUGUGAGUGGCACAGCUCUAUCUCCUGACUGCAUCUCUCUCCUCAUCUUAACCUGAGAGUUUCUGUGGGGAAUUGGCUCUGGGUGACAGGAGAGGUGAGCGAUUCUGCAGCGAGAUUAACCCAGCUCUCAUGCAGAGAGAUAAAGGUUAUCUUUUUGCAUUGGCACCAAUCUGCAGAUUGCCCGGUCCAUGAAAUAAAGCAACGCAGCUGAUUAAAUGGACACUGUAUGAUGAGGAGGAAAGGUCAUUCAAUAUAUAUGGAAAUGAUAACCGCUGCCUGUGAUUCUGAGGAACUGCACAGGUUAGAUAGUUUUCAGGAGCUGUGAAUAAAAAGUAAAAAUAAGAAAGUAGAUCUCUGUUUAAGAGUCCCGUUAUUUUCCACUCUGUGUCGUCUCCUGGCUUCAGAAUGUCCGAGCUCCUCCUCAACCUUCAUGUCAAGGUUGAGUCCAUUUAUGUGAGUUGGAGCUUUAUGAGGAUUGAAUACAGUUAGACUAAACUGAAUGAGAUUUUCUUGCAAGAGUUAUAAAGAGGCCGUUCAGUCAUGAUCAUAUCAGAUGAAGAAAUACAUUGUUAUAAGAAUGAAUGCUGAUAGACUGCUCUUACUAUCAGUGUCAGUGAACAUGAACAGGUUUGACAUUUACAAGAAUUAUGAUGAUAACAGGGGAAGGAAUGAGGAUAUCAAUUAUAUCAGUUGGAUUAAAAUAAAUUUGAAACCAAUGUAGGGCUGGGCUGAUAUGAUUAGUUUUCACCUUGAUAACGAUAAAUGGACGAUAACUUCUCCACAAGCUGCUCACCCCCUCCCACAUUAACUUCGUCUACUUCAGCCACUACAACUUUUGAACCGUCCUCCAGUCAAGUCUCUGAUUGGUUCAGCACAGACCGGAAACAACUCCCCUUUUCAAUGGCUGUUUGUAUAGUCUACCAAAACAUGGCAGAACGCUGGCUAUCGAAAAGCAUAUUGACCAUGUUUCAUACCGAUAUCAAGGGAAAUGAACUUUUGAUGUAUUUCAUUUUUGUUUUAUCGCCCAGCCCUACAACUAGUGAUAAAAAAAACACUAGAUACAUUCAGUAAAGUCAGCGGUGUGUGUUUGCUUUUGUGUCUGCAGUGUGAUAAGCAGUAAGAUUCAUCUGUAUUGACCAAAGUUUCUACCCACAGAAAUGUUAUUACAGUCUUGAACUGUGUGAACACUCAGCAAUAGAUUCCAUUACCCGCUCCCUCGCAGACACACAAACACAGCUAUAAGACCGUAUAGAGACGAGCUGCUGCUCAUGCUCUGUUUAUUAAGGAAUCUGAGCCGAUGUUUCUGUUGAAAUUUGCAUAAUCAGGAGAAUGUGACUGUAAGAAAAGAGGACAAACCUCAAAGGAAGCAGCCAGUGUGAAUCUGUGGUUAAACACUAUUUCAGUUCUCUGUUGUGGCGGAAGCAGCCCAGCUGUCAGAGCGAGUUCCCAUAUGAGUGUAAUCUCAGAGGACAGGGCAGCGGCGAGACUCUCACGGACACCCGCACCCUAAUGUAUCCCAGACCCUUGAAAACAAAUGACCCAAAUAGCCAGUGAAUCAAACCAUUUGGCUGACGGUGCGCUGCAGAUGUAAUGUUACUUACACAGAGGUUAUUAUUACAGCAGCCCACAACAAAGCCCAUAAGCAGCACUGUGAAACGCUCUAACGUCAUGUAUUUGUGCUGAGGAGAUCCGUCUGCUUCAGGAGAAGAUUGUUUUUCCUCAGAGAGAAAAAAAGGAGAGUGACACAUAAUAUUUGUCAGACUCUCGCUCUCAGGGCUCAGCGUUGGAUUACUGUGUGUUUGUUCCUAUUAAUUCCUUCAUUGACUUCACAUUGAUUCAUUCAUUUUUCAAAGCACCACUGAGCAUGUCGCAGCCAUGCACAGCAAGAGAAAACACAGACAUAUAUACUGUAAUGAGCUGGAGCGUAAAGGUUGUUGUUGCAUGAUUGAAAUCUAUAUAAUACAUGCCUUGAUUGGCUAAUAAUGAAUGUAAACUUAGUAUGUCAUUUGCAGAGUAUAAUACUCAACAAAGCCAUUAACCUGGGUAGAGGAAUCGUCAGUCUUUUAACUCCAGACAUUAACUGAGCGUUAAUGAAAGACAAAGACAAUGAAGCUGCUAAUGUGCAGAUUAAAUAUGUGUUUGUGUUAAACUGGGUAAAAGCCUCACACUUGUUUUUAUUUUUAUCUUAAGUAAGCGCUGUAAUAACCUUCUUUUAGACGCAGACUCAUUUUUUCCCUUCUCUAAUCACUGUGGCUGCACUCGCACCUCUAUGCAACUUGUGGUGUUGCACGUGGUUUCAGUUCAGGUCAAAGUGUAAUGCAGUUAUUCUGAUCGUCUACAUUAGAACAGUCAUAAUGACUUCAAAAUACUGUAAUUUGCACUUCUCAUGAUGUGACAGCACAUGACAUCCUCCUGAAACGUGUCAUACAGGGCUGUCUGCCUCAUGAAGAGGAGGUGACGCUCUGACAAGAAUACAUGAUAGAAGUUAAUCUUAUCUGUAAAGUUUGAGGCAGUUUGAAUCCUAUUAUGUUUAAGAAUAGCCUUGUAAUAAUGAAGGGAAAAACAAUUGACUGAUUAAGAAUAAAGAAGUUAAAAAAUAUAUUAAUAUAAAAUACUGUAUUUACCCGAGUAGAAGACAGGGUUUCUUUCUUUCUUUGUUUUAUGAAAAUACAUCUGAAGAAAAGUGAGUUUUUUUAAUACUCUGGUUUAGUAAUUAAAUAUCAGCAUCCUUAGAAACAGAAGCACCACAUAUCUGUUAAAGGGACAUUCUGGCGUCUCUUUGCUAAAGAAAUGAGUCAAAGUUAAAAAAGAUGUUUGGUGUCUAGUACUAUGUCUGUGACCCUAUAUGUCCUGUUGAUGAAGUUAGGUGCUGUUCUGAGCAUUAUUUGUGGCUAUAGAGUGGCGUUUUGGUUGAGGUUUGUUUAUUGCUCCUCAGACCGCUGUGUAUUGCUAUCCUGCGGUCGUUACUAAAGUUGGUAUAACUAGAGAAAAAAGCGGUCAGCAACAUUCAUCUCUGGAGGGGUUGUCUAACUCGGUGUUACGGUUUGUUUGACCCUAAAUUAAUUUUACGCCGGAAUAUCCCUUUAAGCAAGUGUAGCCCUCAUGAUGGGGCCAGCUUUGACUCAACACUUCUCUGUCAGGAGGAUGAAAGAUGGAGAGACAGGGAGAACAAAACUGCGCUUAAAUCGGACAAUUUAACAUCUGAGGUCAUUAGCAGAUUUGUUACCAAUCCAGUUUAAUUAUGAAAAACUGACCGUUACAUGUUGAUUGUUUAUUCUCUGUUUUGAGAUCGUGGUUCAUUCACCUCGACUACCAUCAAUGGUCUUUGCUAAGGCCAGGAUGAAACAGCUCUAAUAAACAAGCUUUAACUGUGUGCUUAUCUUCACUAAUUGUCUGAUUAGAGUGGUAAUAAACUUAACUUCCAAUAAUGAAACAACGCGAGCAUCAUAAACCUUUAAUUUAAACAGGUUAUUAAAAAGAAAACCUCAUUAUAUAACAUCCAGACUAACAUACAAGCUGACUGAAGCUCUGUAUUAUCAUUUGAUUAAAGUCUUUUUUGAAGUAAUAAUAUCACAGAAACGUUUCAGACGCAUUUUUAAUCUGUUUUAUUUCUUAUUAUUGAUUAAAGGAUCACACAGAGGUCGUUUUAAGGGUCUUGUACAGCUAAGGUAACGCAACUGGAGCUUUCUGCGGUGAAGACGCCGCUCACCUCUCCCAAAGCUACUGGCCAUGUGAGUUUCUGUCAGAUGGUGAAAGAGCUGGCCCUCAACCAGCUGCAACAAAGCACCACAGGAUCGCCAUGACGGCGGGGGGAGGAGGUCUCCAAGCAACAGCCAGCGGUGGCAUGCUCAUUCAGCUAUUGACUUAGCCUUUAUCCACAGCCCGUUGUGUGGCUGUCAGAUCCCCUACAGCAAUCUCUGUGCUGAGCGAGGACCUCUGCCACGGCCGCUCGUCUCGAUCUCUCCAUCAUGUCUGAGUUAUUAUCACGGCUACAAACUCAUCAGCCGCACAGGAAGUCUGAAUCUGCUUCUGUUAGAGGAGAUCGGGAAAGGAGUCGCUGCCUGGCUGUUUCAGCGUGGUGUCAGGGAGGCGCUUUGAACAGUGAGCCGUAAUGGAAGUGUUACUCUGAGGUGUGUGUAGCACAGAAAUGUUUGCAGUAUAAAAAGAGGAGAGAUUGCCUCGAGCAAGAAAAAUAAGCGGCCAGCACGAGGAGUGAUGUUUGAAGAGGGGUCACGACAGGAUCAUUUUUCAGCUGCUCUUGAAAAGAUGAGUGAAUCGGUCUGCCAGGUUUACUCUGAUUAAUUACAAACCUAUCACGGCUUGUUAUGAAAACUCACAGGCUCAAAAGAAAAGGGUGGUAGUGUGAUGGCAGACUUGUCCAUUUUUCAUGAUACUGGUGCAAACUUUUGGAUGAUCUUACCUCAAAAGCAUAGAAGAGCUGCAGUCAGUAAAAACAGUCGAAAAGAGGAAGAAGAUGCUUUUUUUCCAUCUCGUUAGACCCGCUUAGAGACGUGCUAAGUGUGUUAAUGAGGCGUCAUAAAAUACAGAGACGCAACCUUCAAUUUUGUGAUCUAUGAGCCUUUCCAUCAACCAAAUGUUAUCAUGUAUUUAAGUUGAUGGUUUAGAUCGAGAAAUGAAUAUCGUGGGGCUGGGCGUUAGGCCUUAAAUCAACGUCUCUGACGUAGGACAGCGUCUUAAAGGGACAUGAGACCAUAGCCUACCUACACACAUCCAAAACCAACUUUGAUUUAUUUAUUUAUUUUACACAGAAUAUACCGAUAUGGGCAAAAUGACGUCAGUUAUUGUCAUAAAUUUCAGUAUCGGUAAACUUUCGGUUUGUCACCCGGCCCUAUAAUAUCAUAUUUUUUUUAUUUAACUUUGUUUGGAUCAGAACUGCUUCCUUUAGCUCAUUAAUUCACACUAAUGGAGCCGUUUUUUCAAUGAAGCUCUGAUAAAAAGGAGGAGUUUGCAGUGAAAAGGCCUCCCCGUAUAUCUUAAAGUGCUUCAGGUGUUCACAUCCAACAUUUAUCUGCUGUCUCAGGAUUAAGACACAUACACAUUAUGCUGUUUAUAUACUCCUUAUAACAGCAUUUGAAACAGAGGCACACGGCUUGGCGAUUACCUUCCUCACAUCCAAUUGGCAAACGUCAGAGCGGGUGUGCUAUUCAUUCAUUAUUUAUUUGUAAGUCACAUCUUGUAUAUUUUGCAGCUAAAAAGAUUUUAUUGACAGUCUUAAACAAAGAAUGCAGCCGGGUGCAAACUCACAGCUCACAGCAUGAUGACAGUUAUCUAAUCUUCCCCAUCAGUGACCCGCCCUCUAUUAUCAAUCCUCUUUGUUAGGUAUCUGUCCGAUCAUCGAUCCUCCUGUCUUUCUAUUGUUGUAUUUAGAGAUGAACAUGUGCAGUUUUCUUCUUCACCAUGUCACCACGUGACAAAUGACUCAAACCACUCUUGUUACUGUGUCGUUAUGCAUCACACAGCCCACAAAGUGCCACGUAUUGUGAUCUUGUGUGAAAAAAUAGAUUUGCUGAAAUUACAUCAUUGUGUUGACAUGAUUUAUAUGACCUGUGGAGAAAUACUUAGUAAGUGCAGCUAGUUAAAAAACAGACUUGAACAUUCAGAUCUGAUUUUAACCAUUUAAUCCAACUAAACAUCAACACAGAAUCAGCAAACUUAAGUGGAUUAGAAGCACUUCUGAAUGAAGGGAAGCUUAAGUCUGUUUAUGUCACAUUAAUGCAGUUUUUAUUUCAUUUUUUACAUGAACAGUUACACUUUUAACUCCUUUUAAAGGCAGAAAACAUCAGGGAUUCUUUUGCAUUAGCACUUGAUUGACAAAAAUCUUGGAGAAACAGUCAGGGAGAGCGAUCAGUUUGUCAAAGAAUUCCUGAGACUGAUGUUCCAGGACAACCUUUGAGCUACGUCAUUACAGACAUGACAUCUCUCCUGUUGAAUUCCUCCUCUCUCGUUUAACUCGUGUUCAACACAACAUGAGAAUCUAGAAACAGCUGAAUCUGACCACAGCUCUGACUGUGGUUUCCCUUUUUCUUGAUAUUGUUAUGACAGGCUUUCGAAGCACAAGUAACUGCUGGCUAUCACAUAUCAACAUCUGUCUCUGGGUGCCUAUAAAUCCCUGUAUAUUUAGGUCAUUUCCUGAAGUUGGUUCGGAUAUUACUCUCCGUCUGACCAAAAUGCGACAGUUUGCUUGGAGGAGGAAUAAAAACCUGUAAUUACGGGGUAUUUAGCGCAGAUUUCUGAAACUCUUGCGCCUGAAAAACCAAUAAUCAGUCUGUAAAUUAACUUCUUAAACGUUUAAGUUUGUUUAACGUCUGUUUUUCUGCGGUGCAGCAACCACUCCGUGUGUGUGUGUGUGUGGUGGAGUUAUCGGUUACAGCUGAGUAUUAGAUUUACAAAGACAAAUAUAUGCUGUAACAAUGUUCAGCAUGGUGCCAAUUCACUCUGCUUGCUUUUUGCGAUUGUCUGUGUUCACACUCUUGACAAAAGGAAGCCCGAGAUUUUCUUUGUGUGUGAAACAACACGAGUCCAGAUUGGCUGUGUCCUUAUCGACAGUGUAUUUUGAAGUAAUUCCCCAGAGAAGAAGUAAUCAUAAUUAGCUAAUUAAAGCAGGCUUAAGCGAGGGGCAGAGUGAAAGAGUGGCAAAGUAGAUUAGCUGAAAUUUGCAUGUGUUGACACUGACGGAGGCAGGAAACGUCGACUGUCUCGUAUCUAUUUAUGGGGAGUGAUCUAUUUUCAAGGGCACGCUUAGAGCCAUAUGCUGCUUUUAACAGUCUGUUGUUUGAGGUUAUUACACUGUCAGGAAAUCUGUGUCUCACAUUAUUGCUUUCUGUCUGAAUACAAGAGAACAGUUAUGAAGUAAUGCAACAGCCUUGAGUGAAAACAAACCACACACUCACAUUUGUAAGCACAUCUGCCAGCGGCUCCGAGUCGACGUUAAACACGCCCCUGGUAAUUGCGCGAAAUCUUAGGGAUUGUUCAUUGUCCCGGUCUUUGUGAUCUGGACAUUGUCCCGGUCUCCUCUUGGCUCGAGUCCAGCACAGGGUCUUACCACAAACAGCAGAGAGGGGGGGAAGGGAGGGAGACCUUAAUAUGGAAAUGGCAUUAAUUACUGAGCCUAUACAACAGAUGUGACCUUCACUCUCCACUCAGCGUAAAUACUCAUCUCAUGAAGAUAAACGACAUUAAAUGUGGCGUCAGUGCAGCACUCUGCCUGCCUCAUGAAGACACCUCUCUGUGUGCUGAAGUGUUGUUGACAGUGGAACCACUAUGACUGUCAGUUUGAACAUUCUCCAGUGUCGGGAUAUGCAGAAACCAAACCUAUGUAACAUCCAGGACUCUGGCUUUUGUUCAAUGUGUGUGUGUGUUUUAGUCUGAACCUGGUUCUGAAUCCUGUCAGUGUUAAUGCAUCUCACUGCUCUGAACACUGAGCAUAAAAUAAGAAAACCUGAAGGGGGAUUUUGGACCUCAGACUAUAUCAGACAUGAUGUAGACUCAGUAACAUCACUUAUAUUGGAAAUGCUAACUUAUCCUCACUUUUGAUCAUCCCAGAGGCAGACAAAGAGGUGAAGUUGAGGCCGGCUCAGACUAAUUUCUUUAGCAAAGAGACUAAACACAACUCACCUACUCUCUUCCAGCAGCUGCUUGUUCGUGGGAGAGCCCUGACGAGUCGAUCACCGAGUGCAGCGGGGUUUCGCAGGUCAAGGAAGAACAUUUAUGGUCAUUACUUUAUGGAAAUGGUCCGCGAGUGGAGACAUACACCGCUGUGUAUUGCUGUUGUUGCUAAAGUUGGUAUAACUAGAGAAGCAAGCAGUCAGCAACAUUUAUCUCAAGGGGGUGUCUAACUUGGUGUUACAGUGAGUUUGACCCUAACUUGAUUUUACUCCAGAAUAUCCCUUUAAAGUGAGAGGUUUUGUAUAGUUAUGAGUGUGGCUGAGUUGACUGACUGGAGAUGUUAGACCCACCUUAGCUCUGACUCUUUGCUUCAUGCUAGGUCGACAAAAUGUUCGUUUGAGCCAGAAUUUCCAUUACGGUCGCCUCCAUUCAUAUCAUUCAUUUAUAAACACAUGAGGUUUUGCACCUUCAAAAUUCACCAGUCCACCUCUCUGAUCAUUUCAGUGAGUUAAGUCAUUGUAGCUUCUUUGUUCGACUGUUUUGGAUGAAGUGUUUGUGAUAACCCCCGUUAGUUCCUGAAGAGGCGUUCUGAAGCCCAACAAUGGUUUCCAUUGAAGCGACAUGUCAGUCUCACUUCGGAUCUGUCUAAAUACUGGCAAAGAGGUGGAGUGGAGCCGACCUUUAACCUCCUCUCCUUCUACGUAUGUUUUUCACUAAUAGAGGCUAAAGGUAGGGGAGGUGGUCGACCCGGCAGUCAAGGAGCACGCCGCCCAACAUGUAGAGGCUCAAUAGAAGUUGUUUCAGCGGUCACUGGUUCAACUUGUAGACACAGUCACUCUCUACUUCUCUACUCCCCACAUCUCCUGACUAUCUUCAGAAAACGGUCACUUAAACAUAUCUUAUCAAAACUUAAAGGAGCAGAUAUUUUCUGUCUUUAUAAAAUCUUGUUCUUGUGAGUUUGAUGUGUUUUUUUUCAUGGGUGAAAUCGUAAUCGCUGAAUCUGAGUUUCCUCUCAGACUGACUGUUUUGAUCAUUUCUUGGACGCUCUCCAACGUGUCUCUCCAAAGUUUUAAUAGACACUGAAAUAUAAUUCUUGUUUUUGAAGUUAUUAUAUCUGGAGAUUGAAGACUGAACUAAUUUCAUUUUCAUAUCGUAGAGAAAAGAGUUUGUAUUUCAUGAGUGAAUUCUUCUGUUCAUAUUCAUUAGAAUUGAAGCCCCUGGUGAUAAAUGCUCCUGUGUUUAGUGCAGCUCUUUUUGAGGCGAUUGCAUUACCAUUUGUUACCCCACAGACAUAUUUGUUCCUGGAUCUACUGCAUAUUAAAUCAUUAUAUGCAAAUUAUCAUGAGAAGCAUUACGGGUAGAUUAAGUGUUCAAGAAUUACGUCCGUUCUCAGUCUUAAACUGGUACACUGGUAUGUGUGCUUUAAUAACUCAACUCCCAAAAGCAGGUAAUCUAAUCUUCUUAUCAAAAAUUUCUGAGAUAAUCUAAAUCCUUCGAAAAUAGCCUUGAACUAAAAACCCUGAAACCUCCACGGCUUCAGCAUUUCCCAAAUCUGCGUCAUUAACUUGUCAGUAGCGAGCGUUUACCGCCUGAGCUGCUCCGACCCCCAAAUCUCUUUCAGCCCCGCUGGCACUUUGAUCACCGGGCUGUCGACUCCAACGCGCAGCGCUGAUUAACAUAUUAACACGUCUUUUGUUUCAAUCUUCCAGCGCCGGCCCCAAAGGAGACAACAUCUACGAGUGGAGGUCGACCAUCCUGGGACCACCGGGCUCCGUGUACGAGGGGGGAGUCUUCUUCCUGGACAUCGCCUUCACGCCGGACUACCCUUUCAAACCCCCCAAGGUCAGCGGAAACCUGGAAAGCUGUUAAAAUACUGUGAUUGUUGAGCGACUGGUUCAGGUGGACGGUAGUUUUUAACUCACUGAAUAACCUCGAGUCUCUUCAGUCUGAGCUUUUCUGCAGUGAUUUGCAGAUACAGACUCCAUUAGUAUUCAGUCAGGUUUCUGUCCACCUGCUGAUUCGUCUCAUCCCUCCAAACUCCCCCUUUUCACUUCCAGAGAAGAAGGGAAAAAAAAAUCUGGCUCUUUAGCUGCUUAAUGCGCCGCUGUGUUCACCAGCUGGUCACUGUUGUUGACUGCUGCUGUUUCUACACUGGGCAGCCAGCGUCCUCUCACUUUAUCAGAGCUUCCUCGCUGACAACAGCUGCCUGCUGUGAAUGAAAACGAACCUGAUGAGAGCGGUGAAAACCAACUGAAACGGUUUAAUCGAGGCCAGAAAAUCAAAACUGUGAGCAGCUAAGAAUCCUGAAAUGCUCCACAAAGCUGAGUUUACAUUAUAUUAAACUUAACUUCUGAAUAAAUCAGAGGAACAACAAUCUAAUUGGAGAGGAAAUUGCUUUGAAACCCACCAGGGCCUUUUUGAGUAGCUUUCUCCGGGCAGAAUAUAAAGAGAGUUACAGCUGCAGAUGCGUAAUUCGCACACAAUAUUUAUGUUCCACCGAUAAUGUAAGACAAACGAAACAAGACGCAUCGGUAUCUCUGUAGACGUAUAAUGAGUCAGCUGUUAGUCACACAAAAACCUUUUAGGAGCAAUCGAUGCAAUUAACAGACUUCGAUUCAACACUCAGGAGACGGCUCGAAGCUUUUCAUGAGAAGGACAAAGAAAAACUGACAAUCAUGACAAUCAAAAACAGCUUGAUGUUCAUGAUGAGCUGUCAGAUUGAUGUGGUAUAGAAUUAAACGACGCCAGCGAACACAGACAGUCCCUAAAGGAAGUUUAAGGGACUGAUGUAAGAGCUCUUUUUAACUACUGUGUACAAAAUUAGGAAAGAGACGAGAAUUCAUCAUUUGUCUUAGGGCUGUGCGAUAUGGCCUCAAAUCAGUAUUACAAUAUAUUGAUCAGUUCACCUCGAUAAUGAUAAAUGGACGAUAACUACUCCACAAGCUGCUCACCCCCUCCUACAUUAACUUCGUUUACUUCAGCCGCUACAACUUUUGAGCCGUCCUCCAUCUCCUCACCUGUCUUUACCUCUUUGUUACGGACUGGAUGGGGUGUUUUUUUUACACCGAAUAUACCGAUAUGGGCAACCUGAUAACUGUCAUUAGUCCUUGACUUUUUGAAGAAAGCAAGAAAGGAAGGGUUUUGCUGUCGGUGGUGUCAUUCAAAAUACUCAUGAAUUUAAGACCAUACCUGACCAGUAGGGGGAGCUGCUGCGAGUCUAUGUGGAUAAGUUAUGGGCGGGUCUAUCUGUAUCUCAUAGCUUUUGGUGUUAUCGUAGGCUAAGAUCAACCGCCAGCAGCACAGCAGUAACAUGGUACUAGACAGAGCUACACGUCUGCAUGGAGGCUGCACAUUGCUGAACAUAAUGGAAGUGUAGAAAAGUGUAAAAAACAGUUUAAAUUAGGGCUGGGCGGUAAACUGAAAAUUUACUGAUUCCAAAACGUACGACUCCACCCCAUCUGUAACAAAGAGGGAAAGACAGGUGAGGAGAUGGAGGACGGUUCAAAAGUUGUGGCGGCUGAAGUAGACGAAGUUAAUGUGGGAGGGGGUGAGCAGCUCUUGUGGAAUAGUUAUCGUCCAUUUAUCUUUAUCGAGGUGAACUGAUCAAUAUAUCGUGAUACUGAUUUGAGGCUAUAUUGCCCAGCCCUAGUUUAAACCCUUUUUCUCUUGGAGACCCCCCAAAACUAACAGCUUCUUGUGCACUCAUGCAUUUGACAGUAAUUACCAUCAUUACAGGGCUCUGACCAAUCAGAUUCAAGUUUAAAAAUCACCAGGUAAUAAAAUAUUUCAGUACCUUAAAAGAAAGAAGUACAAGAUUAAGAUUUUCUGGGAGUUUGAUCCAGAUAAGAGGAGCGUUAAAACCAAACUCAGCUUUUCGUUUGUUUGGUUCCGACUCUUGGGACAGAAAACAGAUCUAUCUUAGACAACCUGUGCUGUCUUCUGGGUGCUUCAAACUGUCCAUAACAGCAAAUAAAGUUUUGCAAGUAUUGCUCGGCUGUCUCUGCAAAAUCAUAUCGCAGCCCCAAAGCAAAUAAUAGAUAAACAGGCUCGAGGAAAAUGCUGGUAGUAAGCUUGUCAAGCACAUUAAGUUGUAUUGUUGUCCUGGUAAAAGUGCAGAAUAAGUGUAGCGGUCUUUUACAGCUUCCUCUGAGUCUGGUUUGCUCUCUUCCUCUCCUCUGCCUCUGAAGAAUCGUUGAGUUUUGACCCCUCCGUUUACAACAGCGUGAGAAGAAUCCUCUGCUCUCUUAUCAUGUGUUGUCUGCAGAGGACUCCGAGGAUGUUGAGUGGAUUUAAUCACUGAACACACGAGCCGUCAGCGCUGAUUUUCUCUUUAGUUCGCAGGGGCAGCCCAGUCCCCUUUCACUUGGCCUUCAUUUUCCACUCCUCUGUCUCUCGCUCCCGCUCUGUUUUGCACUUCCCUCCCCGCGCUCGCUCGCCCUCUUCUCCCCGUUUUCCUCCCUCUUUGUGCCGUGUAACCACCAGCUCUAUGUUUGACAGCAGACUCAAACAAAUCCACAGGCCUCGGCCCAGCUUUCUGUAGCCAGAGGGACUUGAGUGUUUCCGCCCCCCUCCAAUACCUCCCUACCCCUCUGACACACUGUGAUCUGCAGCCAAACCCCCUUCACACACACUCACACACACCAAACACUUCGGCCUGGAGCUGCCCCAACCCCCCCCUCGCUAUAGAAACGCUCCAGUGCAGCUCAGACCUCAGGCUUGGGAUUUUUGGACCCAGAACCUGACUCGAUAUUAAGAAUCUGGAGGUGAAACAAGGGCUGACAUGUUCACCAGGUGGAUGUGCUUCACUCUGCGAUCCGUGUGCCUGCAGAGGCAGCGAGCUUAUUUAUAACGUCCUGCCCCUGUGUGAUUUUUGGGAAUGCCAAGGCUCAUUAGAGGUUUCCUCUGAGGGGUCGGGGUCAGGAGGGCCAGAUGUUGCUGAUUGGUCCUGACAAUGACACCAGUGUUUGCCCUGCUGCUCCAAACAGAUGUCAAGCUCACAUCCAAGCUGAGACAGACCACAUCAACAGGGGGGAGCUGGUCGUUUCAGACCAGAGCGGCUUCAGUGUAUGUAAAGAUUACUUGUUCUGGGUGAACGCAAAGAGUUCAGGAAUUAAUUUACUAAAACACAAAACGCAGCGCUUAGAGAAGGCAGUAAACGCAAGUGAAACACAACACUACUCCUUGGUUUAAAGAUAUAUAAAUGGAAACAUUUAGUGAUAUCUAACAGUCGAUUGAAGACUGAAAAGCUCUCUUGCUCACCCCUCCUGUCUGUAAAGGUAUGGUGGCUUUUGAGGACAAGAAUCCCCUGUGAUGCAUGAUAAGUAGGACUCUCUGUUUGUAAAGAUUUACCGUCAAGAAGGUGAACCAAAUCCUCAACGUCUUUGUCUCAUGAGGGUUAAAGAUGGUGGCCUCCAUGGAAGGAGACCAUUUCCUCUGGAGGUGAAGAAACCUCGAACCUAAAGGAGACCAUCUUCACCUUUGAUUAUGCUGGUCUGGGACACCAAUGAAGAAGCUUUGAAGGACAAAGAAAAAAACUUAUUUAGCACUAGAGAUGUUCCGAUUCCGAUACCUGCUCCGAUACUGCCGAUUUUUUUUAAUAACAUACUGGUGUCAUAUCGGUACUCAGUGUCAGGCGACACCAGGCCACCAGGAAGCGGCCCAGUAAUCCCGAUGGUUUAGUCCACCACCGGCACUUGGUAUCGGCCGAUACCCACAGCACGUAGUAUCGGUAACGGGGAAAAAUUGGUAUCAGAACAUCUCUAUUUAGCACCUGGAAACUCCUCAUUUCAUCACUGUUCAGACUCUUCCUGAUAUGAAGUUAGACAAAGCGAAGGGGUGUUACUUUUUACACAGCUUUGAAGUCACGAAACAACAUCUAAUUUAUGCCUUCAUGGAGAACGUCUGAGGCUCGCCUUCAACGCAAACUUGACUCUCCAUUUAGCCGCAUUAGCGUACGUUAACUAGUGUUGAUCACAGCUUGUGGUAUGGAGCCUUAAUUCACGCUCAUGUUCGUGAUUAUUACAUUUCUUUUCUACUAAGUCUGUGCUGCUGUCACGCUGCACCUUUACAAACAAACCAGAGAACCUAAACAGAAUGAAAGGUCACGUUUUCUCGUACUGGCAAAUAAAGAUGAGGAGCCGGACUGUUGACAGACUCGGGUCCGGAUAUAUUUCUUUAUUAAACACGGUUAUAAAGUGCCAUGUGUGAUUAUUCAGCCUCCUCUCACUGUUGAAAUAUCACAGCCUUGUAUUCAGACAAUUUUAUUUGGACUUUUUACUGUUUGGUUAACAAACUGAAAUAGUCUGAAAGCAGAUGUCUGUUCAGCGGAGGAGUAUUAACCUCGGGGUAAUUGGUUGUUCCACAUCCGAGUUAGAGGUUUGUUAGAAAACACCCAAAGCUUUUCACGGUCCUGUUUGUAAACAGCUCGAAAUGUCAUGUAGCGAACCCUCCCUGAAUUAUUUUGUGUUUUCUUUAAAUUAAAAUCAGAUUUGUCAGAAAAGUUCAAAAGGGCACAGAUCUGUUGGAGGCGGCGCUCGACUGUAACCUCAAAUCCAAGAAUCCACCAACUCUCUCUGAGGAGCCGUUCAUCAUAUUCAGAGCUCUCUCCCACUUUCACAACAGUGUCACUGCCAUGACCAUCAUUCUGGAAACGCUGCCUCAGGGAAAUUAAUUAGCACUUGUUUGCUGGAGUCCAAUAAUCAAAGUGUCAGCAAAACUGUUGUUGUUUGUUGGAGGGCUUUGUUUCUGCACCACACCGCCCUCUGUUGGCCAGUUCCAUCCUCUGAAAUAUGAUGAGAACAUAUGUUUGUAUUUUUAAUGACUAAACGACAUGAACCCAUAAACCAAAUAACAAAUCAUAAAUGUUUCCCUGACUGCAAUAAAAGCUGCACUUUCAGAUAUACUGUGUGUUCUCCGGCUGCACACACACACACACACACAUGCAGCAGCGGCGGUGACAAAUGCUGUUUAAACGUCCCUCAGAGGAGCACUAAAGAGAGCCCAUUACACCGCCGCUGAUGCUGAUAUAUCAGCGUUAAUGUGAAUAAAAGAGAAGAAGGAGGUGAAAGGCUCACAGCAGCUUUUAACUGUCCUACAUGUCUCACCUAUUAGCACUUCCAGUUGUAAAGAGCUGCUAAAGCUGAAAAUGAUCUUUAUUUUUAGAUGGGAACUCUUCUCCUGGACUUCUCCUGCUGCGAUUGUUCAUGUGAGAGUGGUUUGAACAGAUCACUAACCGCUCCCUUUCAGCUCUCGGUCAGUCCCUGCAGGUUUUCUGUAGAUUCACAGGAUUAACAGAAAUGUUGUGAAUCUAUACAGCAAUAAUUCUGACUGCAGGUCUUCAGUUAGAGUAAAUGUUAUUUAUUCUGGUUGUUCUGAGAGAAGAUGAGCUCUUAACCUCAGGUUUAACUGCUGUUACCACCUAACAAGCCUGUUAGCUCCUCCAUCGCUCUGUUUAGCAUGUCUGGUAAACUCAUGUCUUGAGUUUAGCUCCAGACUGUGACAAGUUUGUUGUCUUUCAGAAACUUUGUGUUUUUCUUUCCUGUUUCUUUCUUUCUUUCUUUCAGGUUUUAUUCUGUCAUUAGAGAUCUAGAUGAGUUUGUGUCUCAGUGGUACUUCAGCUGUUUGUUUUGUUGUUGAUGAGAAGCUGAACUUCAAUCCUAUUUUUAUGAAAGCCUGAAAAUAUUUAAAUACUGAUAUUCAUAAAUUGACAGACGUAGAAUCUUACACUGAAAAUAUGUAUUUGUAAAUAAAGUUGUGUUAAAAUCUGUCUUUCUUCCUUUUUUGUUUGUUUCUUUUUUCUUUUUUCUUUGUUUCUUUCUUUAUUCCUUCCUUCUGUGAUUGAACAUUUCUUGGUUUUGAGGCUGUCGGCUGGAAUAAAACGGCUGCAGAAAAGGGUCAUUAGAUCAUCUCCACAUCUUCAGACUGCAGUCAUUGAGAAUAUCUGUCUAUAAAACCUUUUACACAAACACAGAAUUGUCUUAUUUUGAUCUUUUUUUAGCGAUAACUCAAAACCUCGUAAUUAUCCCAAUAAUAAGGUUUCAAACUUCCAUCUCUCUUUGUAUAAAACUCGCCUCAGCCAGGUCUCUGACAAAUAUCAGGGAGUUAUUUUGUGAAUCAACCCUUCAAAGUUACCGUCUCUGUAACCUGGUACAUUAAUGAACACAUUUCUCAUCUCAUAAGUAUAUUUUUUCAUGUUUGAACUGGUAUUCUGUUCUCUAUUAUACAUGAGAGCUGAUACUGACCUGGUUUUGUAGGAUGUUGUAGUUUGUCUUUCAGCUGCAAUUCGUCUUGUGGUUUCUAAAAGUCAGCAGGAUCAUCAGGAAAAAUGUCCCUAAAGCUCAUUUUUUCCACUUUUUACACACCGAGCAGGUAGGUUAUUAAUCAGAGAGAUAAUUCACUGUGAAUUCAUUCAUUAACGGUGUGAAUUCAUGCUCCUUUAUAGCAGCUAUUGAAGUAAGACUGACCGACUUCAUGAGAUCAUGAUGGAAAAGGUCUUUGUCAGAAACGUCUUUGUCAUCUGGAGUUUUUCCCCUCAGCUGCUCCAGUGCAGCUGCUCAGGGGCCACAGAAGGAGGCCGGUGUGUGUGUGUCUGAGUGUGUGUGAGUGUGUGUGUGGAAAAAGAUUUCCUGGAAGAAGCGCUGAGAUGGGAUUAAAACGUGUCGUCAAUGCUUUCAAUUUACAUCUUCUCAGCUCAAUAUCGUGCCGCACAGAAACCUGUUUGUAGCCGACAACAAUAACGGCACAGUGAAGCAUUUUCAUUGAGAUCAUCUUGAUUCUGCGCUUUAAAAAUGUGUGAUAAUAAUUAUAGUGUAAUCUCAGUCAUGUAGCACCUCUUAGCUGAAUGUGCUUCACAAUCAGGUGAAGAAGGUUUAUGUCAGAGAUGUUAAAAUGUGGUGUUUGUGUGUCUGCAGGUCACUUUCCGUACGAGGAUCUAUCACUGCAACAUCAACAGUCAGGGGGUGAUCUGUCUGGACAUCCUGAAGGACAACUGGAGCCCCGCCCUCACCAUCUCCAAGGUGCUUCUGUCCAUCUGCUCCCUGCUCACAGACUGUAACCCAGGUAAGAGCCUCACCUGAACACGCGUCUGUCUGUCUGUCUGUCUGUCUGUCUGUCUGUCUGUCUGCUGUAACCUGGUUUGAUUUAUGAACUUUAGUGGCACGAAGAGCCCGUUUUUAUCCACUCUGUGAACACAAGAGUCCUCGCCCUCCGUUUAUUUUUCACUCAAGGCAAAAUCUGGAGCUGACACUCGGUCCAAAUGAAUGUUUCCAGACUAUUUAUGGUGUAUUAAGUAAGCCAUGACCAAUUCAAACCUCCAUUGUUUCCCAAGGCUGUCGACCACUGACAGAUCUUUGGCUCCAUCCGAAGCAAGAAGCUGUAAAUAAUCAAACCACAUUUUCACAGCAGUGAGAAAUAACUGAGCUGCUCAUGGACGAGCUCCACAGAGAAUGCUUUAUGAAGAACCGAAUGUAUCAUGUAAGAUGAUAAGAAAAUAAAGCAAAUCAAGAAAUAGUCAGAGGUUUAAAGAGAGAUGAUAGUGAAUCGUAGAAACCUCUGAAAAACCCUCGAUUCUGCGGAGGAGAAACUGGGUUAGUGGUCUGCACUUUAAGAAGAGCAAAAGGCCGUUUGGUGCUGUCAUGCAGCAAUUUAAAGAUCAGCACGAGCAGAGAGAAAUAACUCUCAGCUGAACUGAUUUAUUGUCAUAUGAGCUCCUCUGAAGCUCCUCUCUAAACGGUCUUGGCUGCUCCUGCGGGGGGAAGGGUCUGAUUUCUUGACCACUUAUAAACACAGCUGAUAUGUGAUAUGACGGUGGAGUAGAUUGACGAUCGUUUUUAUUCAAUAAAAGGGACCAGCUGUCAAUAAUGCUAACGUAACAGCUGUGAUAAACUGCUUGGGUUUACAAAAUAGAAUUCAGUGUCGGUCGUUAAUCUCAUCAUAACUCAUCAUGUUGGCCUGUAUUAAAGAGAGAAUAUUCAAUGACAGGUUUCAUACUAAUGCCAAGUGUAAAUCUUCUCUUUCUCGAUCCAUAACAUCUGUUUGAUCGUCAGCUGUCUGAACUCUUUGACCUCGUUUACAUCCAAUAUAAGCACAGACCCGUUUUUCAGAUCGUCAUGAUUAAGGGAAAAAAAAACACAAGGUUCAUCCAAACUUGUUGGAAGUUACCGUCAAACUAACAGAAAAAUUGUCACAGAAAUCCCAUUUUCUCUCCAUUUGGCCAAUCAUCGAGAAGUUCUUGAGGCUCAUUUUAUCCUCGACGUCACAUACAGAUCCGGCUUCCCAUUCCUUUCGUCCGUAUUUCUGCAACGACAGAGCAGCACCACCAAAACCACCAUGGGGGCGGUGUUGCUGCUGUCACUACCCGGCAGACACCCUAAAGUACUGAAAAUGACGAUCAUCGUCAAUUUCUCUCAUCGGUACUACCAGAGAGAAGAAUUCUCUGUCCUCCAACCCUGAAGCAUUUAGUGUCCUGACCGACCACUGCCUCCUCCGACACUGCCUCAGUUUCUGUCUCUUGUGCAAAAUACACAUUAUCACUCGCUCCUCCAAAGUCGCCGUGUUUCUUUUUGAUUGUUGUUGUCAGAAACUUUUGACUCCGGCCAAAAGUGGUUGGAGUCAAAAGUUAAUGGUUAACAUCCAUGCCAACGUAAAGGACGCAUCUAUGUGGGCAGUGACGGAACCAUCGUUUGAAACGGACGCGUACAUCUUCAUACGUAUGGCGAGCAUAAAUGAGCCUUUAUCCUAAUAGGGUGUCUGUAAAAGUGCUGACUCUCAUGUCUGGGCUCCUCUUAACAGGCUACCAGCUGACAAUAACUGCUGUCAUCUCCCGUUUAUCGACUAACAGCAACAUAAAGACCUGUCAAAUACGUUAAAGCGUUAUAACCAGGUGAUGAUUAAUCUACAGAGUAGAAUAACGGCGGUGACACGGAGCUGUGAAAACGUCGACUACAACAGCGAUGUUGAUUUGGCACCAAGUCUCUCAUUGUGCUGCUGAUGGAAGAGUCUCUGCUUACUGCUGAUGAGUCUGAGCUUUUCUACAUUAAUAACUGAUGUAAUCUGUCACAGCGAAGACAACUUCAACAUAAAACAGCUGCUGAAACCCUCUGCUUCUUCUCAUCCUCCAGUUUAUACCAUCUUUAAAAAUGAUUCCCUAUGAUAAUGAGUGAUAUUUUACCAACUCAGAGAUGUAAGAUUGCUCCAAACAGUGAGGAUGAAUAAUCACUUUAAACCUGAAAUUACAGGGUCCCACAUCGAGCUGAAUUCAUGUUCAUGUUGGAACUUAUCAAACAAAUAUCUGCGCUGGUUCGGCUGUUAGGAAGUCGUUUUCUGACUCAUUUAUUAAAAAGCUGGUUUCAUGUAAAGCUGUCGUGUUCAUGUGUUUGCUCUGCAGGCAGUAUUUUCGAUGUUUAGUAGUUUAAACACACGUCCAUCUCCAAACUGCAAAAGAGUUCAUUAAAAGAUGAUUUGGACUCUUGAAUCAAGAGUUUGUGAGGCCAGAUGAACUCUUAUUACAUUUAAACUUCAUAUUAAAGUUCAGGGGUGACCGGGCUUUUUCUCUGAAUGCUCUUCCUCUUCAUGUCCGACUGUCCCCCUCACGUCCUGUUUUUAAAUCAAAUAUGAAAACGCACUUUUACUGUAUUUUUCACACUAUAAGGUGCACUUAAAAUCCUUUUGGCUUGUCGGAGCACUGCAGCUACUGUAGCCUCACCGAGUUAUUGAAUGAGUUAAAUCAAAUUGGACUUAUCUGAUUGUUUUGUUUGGCUUAAUGCGCCUUAUAGUGCGAAAAAUACGGUACUCCCUGGCCUUUAACUCCUGAGAAGUUGGCCUUUUAAUCCUGUUUUUACUGAACCAUCUGUUCCUUCGUCUUUGUUUCUUUGUUCGUGUUAAUUGUCGGUUUUUUAUCGUUUUUUAAAUUUUUACUGUACAGCUCUUUGGUCAGCGCUUUGUUGUUUUUAAAUAAACCUGAAUUGGAUUCGACUGAUUCUCACUCUUGUGUCUCUUUGUGUCUCUUUGUGUCUCUUUGUGUCUUCCAGCCGACCCUCUGGUGGGAAGCAUCGCCACACAGUACCUGACCAACAGAACAGAGCAUGACAGAAUAGCCAAACAAUGGACGAAGAGAUACGCCACAUAGACCCCCCCACCGCCCCUCCACAGCUGAGAACCCUCCCCUCCUUUACCCCUCCCCCCUUCACUGUACCUCUCUCUACCUCUCGCUCUCACCCUUAUUAGUCUGUCAAAGCACACUCACUAAGUGCAACGGUAAACCCGCCCUCCUAUCACCCUCCUCCUCCUCUUCCUCCUCUUCCUCCUCCUCCUCCCCGACAUUUUAUCUACCUUUUCUGUGUAAAAAACAAAAAAAAAAAACAAAAGAAGAAAAAAAAAAGUCCUUUGUUCCUUGUUGACUUGAAAGCUUCUUUUUUAUACAAAGAGUAGAUUGGGAUUUUUAUUUUCCAAUAUCUGAAUGUUGGAAGUAUUGUAUUGGAGUAAAUCACAGAAUAUUAUAAUGAUCAUAACGCAUUGUCCUCCGGCUCUACAGUAUGUAUUCUCAUUUUCUUAGCAGCACCUGGAACAAACAUGCAGAAUAUAUGCUUUUAUUUUUCUUUGUGUUUUUGUUUCUGUUGUUUUUUUAUUUGGUAUUUGUCAUUGAUAUGUUACCUGCAUGGAACAGGAAGGUUUGCGUCAAUGGAUCCUUCAUGCUUUUUAACUUCCUCUGAUUUUGUUUGUACUGUAUGUAUUUUUUCAAAGGCUUUUGAGGCAGACCACAAAAGUAUAGGUCUGCCUGUGAAAGAGGCAGGACUUGUAUAUUUACUGGCUACCCGCCACCUCUGCAAUUGCAGAGUGGUUUGUUGUGCACUUGUAUUACUGAAGCACCCAAUAAAACACACUGUGGUCGGCUUGUGAGAAAAAAAAAAAAGAAAGACUCUCGGCUCUGUCUGGGAUUUUUUGGGUUUGACUGCAGCCUCACAAACAUCCACAAAUAUUUACAUCAGCUCAGUGAUCCUCCAUUAACUCCAGCUCUCAGCUCCCGCCUGCUUUUAUGCUCCACAUACGCACGAUUAUAAAGCUCGACAGUGGGAUAUCUCGGCUCGUAAAAAAUCCAGUUCAGAUCAUAUUUCUGCUGUAGUCUCAUUAUGACUCCUGCUGUAACUUGUAGCUUUUAUUACCUCCUGAAAGCGGUGGGAGCUGCACAGGGUGUACCAGAAACUCAUGAAUGGACUCUUCUCACAUUGUUUGGAUGGAAGAAGUCAAGUGGGUUGAUAAUGACCCAAUUUUUGAUGUCAUUUGUUAGUUUAGCGUCACAAACCUCUCCCCCCUGUGCUCCUCGAUAACUCCCACCUGAAACAGUAUCACCCUCCCCA
This is a messenger RNA of Xyrichtys novacula (pearly razorfish), 41944 nucleotides long. The record is from the annotation of a GenBank genome assembly. NCBI's taxonomy places the organism in Eukaryota, Metazoa, Chordata, Actinopteri, Labriformes, Labridae.